Messenger RNA from Halteromyces radiatus, 3050 nucleotides. RefSeq names its product subtilase. Gene Ontology annotation, molecular function: serine-type endopeptidase activity. Gene Ontology annotation, cellular component: trans-Golgi network; Golgi membrane. Lineage: Eukaryota; Fungi; Mucoromycota; Mucoromycetes; Mucorales; Cunninghamellaceae. Gene Ontology annotation, biological process: protein processing. The transcript is spliced from 7 exons. Bases 175 to 2907 code for a protein of 910 amino acids. The record is from RefSeq and is a predicted model, not a curated record.
UUUUUUUUUUUUUUUACUUUUUUCCUUACCUCGUUUUCCCUUUCCCUUCCAACCAUUAAUACUUCUUUCCUUCCCCCCUUCCCUUCUUUCUUUCUUCUUGUAUAUAUACACUCUCUAUACUAUCAAUAAACAAUUUAUUAUACCUUUUUUUGUCUAUCUAUUAUACAUUCAACAAUGUUGCUAUUACAUCAUUGUUUACUUAUUUUAUUAGUAUAUAUAACACCUAUUACAUUUGCCUCUUCAUUAUAUGCACGUGAACCAGAUCAACGAUCAUAUUAUACUCUCUAUAUACCAAGUGGUAAUCGUGAUGCUGCGAUCCAUGUGGCUCAACAACUAGAUGCAAGAUACGAAGGUCAUAUUGGUGAAUUAGAACAAUACCAUGAAAUCAGUAUACCAUCAUAUUACAAGAAUAAACGCGAUCUGUUGUUGGAAGAUAACCAAGAUGACAUGAUGGUCAAACGUUUUGAACAACUCAAGCAGGAAAAUGGUAAUAGCCCAAGGCAUAAACGACAAUCAUCUCAUUUACUUGUUCAGGUGGAAUCACUACGACCUCAAACAACUCGACGUCGACGAUUAGUGAAACGUAUGCCUCCAACUCAGCUUUAUCAUCAUCAUUGCAAACGACAGGAUAUGUUCCAAGGGGAAGAAGAAGAAGAAGACGAUGAUAGUCCUGUGGUGGAAAAUAUACAACAAGAACAAUGGCAAAAUGCUCUCUCUGCCCAGGAAUUUUUGACCCGUCCUGAUGGUUUUCAGACCUUGAAACGUACCUUGGCAAUCGAAGAUCCUGGCUUUGAUCAACAAUGGCAUUUGAUCAAUCAAGAACAGCAUGGUCAUGAUUUGAAUGUCACUGGUGUAUGGAGUCAAGGUAUUACCGGCAAGAAUGUGGUGGUUGCUAUUUUAGAUGAUGGACUUGAUAUGGAUAAUGAUGAUUUGAAAGAUAACUUUUUUGCGGCCGGAUCUUAUGAUUUUAAUGAUCAUUCCAAUUUACCUAAACCAAAACUCCCUGAUGAUACCCAUGGAACUCGAUGUGCUGGUGAAAUUGCUGCUGUCAAAAAUGGUGUUUGUGGUGUUGGUAUGGCAUAUGAAGCAAAAGUAGCAGGUGUUCGAAUUCUUUCGGCAGAUAUUACAGAUGAAGAUGAAGCUCGAGCAUUGAAUUAUAAGUAUCAAGAAAAUCAUAUUUAUUCAUGUUCAUGGGGUCCUCCAGACUAUGGUGAAGUAGCAGAAGCACCUCAAGGAAUUGUAUUGGAUGCCAUCAAAAAUGGAAUCAAGAAUGGUCGAAAUGGAACAGGAACUAUCUUUGUAUUUGCAUCCGGAAAUGGUGGUGGCAACGAUGACAAUUGCAAUUUUGAUGGAUAUACAAAUAGUAUUUAUACAAUCACAGUGGGCGCCAUUGAUCGACUAGGCAAUCAUCCUUAUUAUGCUGAAAGAUGCUCUGCUCAAUUGGUUGUAACAUAUUCUAGUGGAAGUGGUGGAAAUAUUUACACAACUGAUAUUGGGCAGAAUAAAUGUACUGAUCGACAUGGUGGAACAUCGGCAGCAGCACCUUUGGCAGCAGGAGUUUUCGCUUUGGUAUUAUCGGUCCGAUCUGACUUGACAUGGCGGGACAUGCAACAUCUUUGUGUACAAACAGCUUUACCACUAUCACUAGAAGAUGAUGAUUGGACUCUAUUACCCUCAGGUCGUAUGUACAAUCACAAGUUUGGAUAUGGGAAAUUAGAUGCGUAUGCUAUUGUGGAAAAAGCCAAAUAUUUUGAAAAUGUGCGUGAGCAAACAUAUCUUCAAGUAUCUGCACCCAAGAAUAAACGUGUUAUCCCUGAUCGUUCAGCAACCAUUGGCAGCUUGGAUGAUUUGACAGACACCAUCACUAUCACUCAAGAUAUGGUCGACAAUGCUGGUAUCUCUCGAUUAGAACAUGUGACAGUUACAGUGUAUAUCGAACAUGGUAGACGAGGCGAUUUGGAAGUCUUGUUAGAAAGUCCACAAAAUGUGACAAGUCAACUAGGUGCGCCAAGAAAAUAUGAUAUUAGUACGGAAGGUUUGAUUGAUUGGACAUUUAUGACUGUGAAGCAUUGGGAAGAAGAACCUGUGGGAGAUUGGACAUUACGAAUCAUCGAUUGGAGGAACCCAAAAUUCACUGGCAGUUUUACCAAUUGGACAUUGACAUUAUGGGGUGAAAUGGUGGAAGAAAUGGAAGGCGAGGUUAUUCAUUUUCCUGAACCUGUGACCACGACAUCAACAACGAUACCAUUUAACAAUGUACCCAACACAUCAUUUGAUCAUGAAUCCUCAACAAUAUCAUCUGGUAGUAAUAUCUCUCAAGAACAAUCUGCCUCAAUUGAACCAACACCAAUAACAACAAUAUCAACAGUAUCAUUGACAGAAACAACAACGUCUCCAAUCAUUGCGACUGUUUCCUCUUUGACAGACAUCAACCAUCCUACGCCACUUUAUCCUCUCUUUGAUGAUGAUAUGGAUACCAUUAUAUCAGGAUCGAUUCCUCCAGCAAACGAUAGUACAUCUUCAACAUCUGUUUCCUAUUAUUUAUUUGUAGGUAUGGUGGGAUUAGUAGCUGCAACAUUAUCGUGGAUGAUACGACGCCGUAUCAAGGGACCAGGUAACGCUAAGGAUAUUACCGCUUAUACAAAUGUAUCUCAACAGGCACCAUCAUCACCACGCAAUUCAUUGAUAUAUGAAUUUGAUAUUCUUAAUCAACAACGACUUUCACAACAGCAUCCAUCAUUAUCGGAGGACGACCAUGCAUGUAUUGAUGACGAUGAUGAUACAGUGACGCAUACUCUUAUUGCACCUGCACACAGUCCUCCUUUCUCAGAAAGUUCUAGUCGACAUACUGGAUAUCCUAUGACGAAACGACUGCAACAAUCAUCAUACCAUGACAAAGGCAAAUAAGUCCUCUCUAUCUUUUAUGUCAUACCCAUGAAUAAGUUGGUCUAGUAAAGGUAAAUCCACUAUGUGUCUCGGUCCUUUUAUAUAUAUAUAUAUAUAUAUAUAUAUCCCGCAGUUUAGUUCUUUUUUUUUUUUUUUUUUUGAUA